AUGGUUGUACCAGUGCUGUCAGCUGGUACAGGGAUGGUUGUACCAGUGCUGUCAGCUGGUAAAGGGAUGGUUGUACCAGUGCUGUCAGCUGGUACAGGGAUGGUUGUACCAGUGCUGUCAGCUGGUACAGGGAUGGUUGUACCAGUGCUGUCAGCUGGUACAGGGAUGGUUGAACCAGUGCUGUCAGCUGGUACAGGGAUGGUUGAACCAGUGCUGUCAGCUGGUACAGGGAUGGUUGAACCAGUGCUGUCAGCUGGUACAGGGAUGGUUGAACCAGUGCUGUCAGCUGGUACAGGGAUGGUUGAACCAGUGCUGUCAGCUGGUACAGGGAUGGUUGAACCAGUGCUGUCAGCUGGUACAGGGAUGGUUGAACCAGUGCUGUCGUCAGCUGGUAAAGGGAUGGUUGUACCAGUGCUGUCAGCUGGUACAGGGAUGGUUGUACCAGUGCUGUCAGCUGGUACAGGGAUGGUUGUACCAGUGCUGUCAGCUGGUACAGGGAUGGUUGUACCAGUGCUGUCAGCUGGACAGGGACAACAGGGAGGCUGGUAUCACCGAGCCGUAGCUGGUGUCACCGAGCCACAGCUGGGAUCACCGAGCCACAGCUGGUAUCACCGAGCCGUAGCUGGUAUCACCGAGCCGUAG
Molecule: messenger RNA, 642 nt
Organism: Knipowitschia caucasica
Lineage: Eukaryota; Metazoa; Chordata; Actinopteri; Gobiiformes; Gobiidae
Source: the annotation of a GenBank genome assembly